Penicillium daleae is the source of this 1149-nucleotide messenger RNA. RefSeq names its product bZIP transcription factor. Gene Ontology annotation, molecular function: DNA-binding transcription factor activity. Bases 1 to 1149 code for a protein of 382 amino acids. NCBI's taxonomy places the organism in Eukaryota, Fungi, Ascomycota, Eurotiomycetes, Eurotiales, Aspergillaceae. The transcript is spliced from 3 exons. The record is from RefSeq and is a predicted model, not a curated record. Gene Ontology annotation, biological process: regulation of DNA-templated transcription.
AUGACGGACGAUCAGCAGGACGCGGAGCGACGUCGCAAGCAGAUUCGCGUGGCCCAGCAGACGUAUCGCCGGCGCAAGGAGAUCAUGAUCACUAGUUUACAAACCCGGGUGCAAGAGCUGGAAUCGGGCAUCGAAGAGCUUAGCGAGUCCUUCCUGUCAUUCAGUAGUCUUCUCCUUGAUGCUGAUAUACUCGAGAAACACCCACGGGUUACCUCCGCUCUCCAGAAAAUUGCGCAGCAGUACGUGUCGCUCGCCAAAAGCGGAUGCAAUGACCAUGAUCAGGCGGGUGCUGCGAACAACGCCGCAGAUACGCCGCAGCCGAGAAAGCUUAGCGUUGCGCGAAAUAUCAAGAUAGAUUACAAUCCAGACAUCGCACAACACGGUACCUUACCGAUCAUUGAAAGCAUCACUCAGUCCUCACCCGCCACGAGAGCUCAGUCACAGUUACAACUAACGCCGCCCUAUCAAGAACAACCCAUCCCCCCAUUCGAGAUCUAUCUAUCAUCACCUACUGUUCCAAUCUCAACUCCAAGUCCACCUCUACACAGUGCACUGACUAUCGUAUCUCUCGGAAAUCUCACGAAGCAAGGGUGGACGUUCUCACAUUGUCUUGUCCGAGAAUGCUACGAAAAUGGAUAUCGGUUGCUAGUGGAUUCACCUGAUAAUUACACAAAGAUUCAGGACAUCUUUGGCCGACAACUGACCAUCCUUGAGCGCAACGGCAUGAUUUCCGCGUUUUAUGCUGCCAUGCACGACGAGGUUGGGGACAUGAUUAAGCUCGAUGCUAAAUUCCUCAGUUCUCUCCGCUCGAAUAAUAACGCCUACUGUCUAGAACAGCCUGUGAUUUCAUCCAGAACAUGGCAAAAUGGAAUCAAGUCUGUUUCAGAUGAAUGGCUCGACGCAAGUGGGGUGCAGAGGUUUUUGCACAAGAAAGGCAUCAUCGUUCAGGUCACUGGCUCUGAGCAUUCUAGUCCGCCAUUCGAUUUCCACGCGAAGUUCGAUGUGCUAGCAUUCAUCAGGCUCCUCUCUCUCGAUCCCAUAUGCGUUGGCCGUGGGCCAGCAUUCCGAAUGCGCGAUGUUGAAAAUGCGCUACACCUCGCUACUUCAGAAAAUCCCUGGCCUUUCGACGUUGCAUGUCAUUUUACAUGA